This is a messenger RNA of Brienomyrus brachyistius, 1286 nucleotides long. RefSeq names its product reactive oxygen species modulator 1 (gene romo1). Gene Ontology annotation, cellular component: TIM23 mitochondrial import inner membrane translocase complex. The transcript has 3 exons. Bases 159 to 398 code for a protein of 79 amino acids. The record is from RefSeq and is a predicted model, not a curated record. NCBI's taxonomy places the organism in Eukaryota, Metazoa, Chordata, Actinopteri, Osteoglossiformes, Mormyridae. Gene Ontology annotation, biological process: protein insertion into mitochondrial inner membrane; protein import into mitochondrial matrix.
CAUGAUGCUGUUUUUUUAUGACAUCACUUCCUCUUGCGUGAUGGAGUCUUAGCUUGUCUUUCCCCCCUACGGUGGUGGACGUGAGUCGUCAGAUAAUUUGGGAAAUAUAUAGCUACCGAAAACGAAGCGCCACGACUCUAAACCACUGAACAGUAAAGAUGCCAGUAGCCGUAGGACCGUACGGACAGACCCAGCCGAACUGCUUUGACAGAAUCAAGAUGGGAUUCAUGAUGGGCUUCGCCGUAGGCAUGGCCGCGGGCGCUAUGUUUGGUACUUUCUCCUGUCUGCGUGUCGGGAUGAGAGGGCGAGAACUCAUGGGAGGAGUGGGAAAGACCAUGAUGCAGAGCGGAGGCACGUUUGGCACCUUCAUGGCCAUCGGAAUGGGCAUUCGCUGCUGAACUUUUUUUUUUUUUUCCUCACUCUCAACAUAAGACUCUCCUAAUUUGUGAAAUUCUCAAUUUGAUUCACCAUCUGCCACACUGUAAGCCUUAUGGGAGAAAUCACUUCAAAUAAAGGCUGAGAUUUAAAUGACCGCGGAAAAUUACUCAAAAGCAGGACUUUCAGCCCCAAGUGACUAAUUUCAGGUAAAGAACUGUAAUGUCAUUGUGGUGUAAAAACCUUCAUUUGAAUAUGACCAGACCACCUUCUUUGUAUGGCUAUCAAUUUUCCCCACAUUUAAUCAGAUUCCAUUUAAUUACAUGGAAGAAAAGAGGCUUUGAAACCCAGAAUGGGCUGGAUUACUGAACAUUUUCAAUUACUGCCAGGUUUAAACCAAUGAGAAUUUAGGCUGGUUGAAUGUCCAUGAUGACACCCACGGUAAGUUUCGAAGCCUCAUUUCUCCUACUGCUAACGUUUCACUCUUGGUAACCGUGCAAACCUUGUGGAGCUGCAACAUGCGUCCCGUCCAGGGGGUUGACGAUGCCAGGGUAGUCUUUCCCAAAAGAGAGGUGUUUGAUAAAGUGUGUCAUGUUGAUCUGGGAGAAAGAUAAGGGAUGUCAGGAGAAGACAAGCUGUUUUACCCAUCCAAACUGCAAAAUGUCCAUUAGGAGCUACGAGUAGGCUCAAUGCCUACAUACUUACAUUAUCCAGUCCGAAACUUUGCAGGUCAUGAACUGGAAGAAAGAGUUGAAAUGUUUGUUUUACCCUUAGAUAUACAGAUAUUUCAGUGGUCUGGAUGCUCUUUCUGAAUGGAAUUCACUUGCUGCAUUAUGCUGAUGUAGAUCUGCGUGCGACCAGCAUAUUGAGCGCAGAAGUUGCUACAUUAAAUAUGCAAGAUUAAAACAGGA